Molecule: messenger RNA, 576 nt
Organism: Penicillium canariense
Lineage: Eukaryota; Fungi; Ascomycota; Eurotiomycetes; Eurotiales; Aspergillaceae
Exons: 3
Coding region: 1-576 (191 amino acids)
Source: RefSeq, a predicted model, not a curated record
AUGGACAUAACUGGUCCGCCCUGCAAUGAACUCUUUCGGGAGAGGUACAUUUUCUGCCUUCUGGGUGUGUUUGGCAAGCUCUUGCCCAAUCAUAUUGAAGUAUUUCUGGCAGCUCGGCCAGUCAAUGGAAUUGCAACCGUAACAAGGGAGACUCUGUUAGUUCAGGUGAUCACUGAUAUGCUUUUCCUUUGUGGGCGCGCCUUUUGGACCGGGGUCUACUUGCGCUUUAUUCCUUUCUAUCUAGUUGACUUCCAGCUAGCGGAUCUGCUAAGCACAGGAUACUGCCUCGGAUUAUUUCUUGGCCCUGUGAUUAUUGGAAACAUAUCCCCAAUGUACAUUAGACUACAUAGCCCUUUGCAUCCUACUUUGAAUUUUGGCAGAUUUGGCUGGCGAAGCUUUUUCUGGCUCUCGCUGGCUAUGACUACCUUCAGUUUCCUCACUGCUCUCUUCUGCUUUCCGGAAACCAAGUUGCGCGGCGAGAAAGCAAAUGGUACAGUAACGAAUGAAUUGAAUAAUUCGGAAUGUAAAAGGGCAAGAGCAGCCGAGCGUCUCCGGAAGAGAGAUUUGAACACCUAG